UAAAUCGCCACAUCUCCUCACUUUCCCCUAUACAUACACAAAUUAUAUACAUAUAUACAUUUCCUACACACACAAAAUCACACACACCAGAAAUGGGGUUAGGGUUGCUAGCAUCAAAGACUCAUAUCCUCCGAUCCAAACUCCUCCAACCAAACCCUAAAACCCUAACUUUCAUCAGAUCAAUCGUAUCAACACCCGACCUCAAAAAACCCGAAUCAUCAGCCGCCGCAGAAGUCGCACCCGAACCGGAUCUACCGAAACGGACACCAGUAGCUGGAGCAAGAGUUCAUUUCCCUAAUCCAGAUGACGUCAUAGAGGUUUUUGUUGAUGGAUAUCCUGUUAAGAUACCGAAAGGUAUGACUGUGUUACAGGCGUGUUCGGUUGCCGGUGUCGAUAUUCCGAGAUUUUGUUAUCACGAUCGGCUUUCGAUUGCCGGAAAUUGUCGGAUGUGUUUAGUUGAAGUUGAAAAGUCUCCUAAACCUGUUGCUUCUUGUGCCAUGCCUGCACUUCCAGGGAUGAAAAUUAAGACCGACACACCAAUAGCAAAAAAGGCACGCGAAGGAGUGAUGGAGUUCCUUCUAAUGAAUCAUCCACUCGAUUGCCCAAUUUGUGAUCAGGGUGGGGAAUGUGACCUCCAGGACCAAUCCAUGGCCUUUGGAUCAGAUAGAGGCCGUUUUACAGAGACUAAGAGAUCUGUUGUCGAUAAGAAUCUUGGUCCAUUGGUCAAGACGGUGAUGACUCGGUGCAUCCAGUGCACCAGAUGUGUUCGGUUUGCAAGUGAAAUAGCUGGAGUGCAAGAUCUUGGAAUGUUAGGGCGUGGAAGUGGUGAAGAGAUUGGUACUUAUGUGGAAAAACUCAUGACCAGUGAACUUUCAGGGAAUGUAAUUGAUAUCUGCCCUGUGGGUGCACUCACCUCUAAACCCUUCGCUUUUAAAGCUAGAAACUGGGAACUAAAAGGAACUGAGACCAUUGAUGUCACCGAUGCUGUUGGAUCCAACAUUCGUAUUGAUAGUAGAGGUCCAGAAGUGAUGCGCAUUGUACCACGCUUAAAUGAGGACAUUAAUGAGGAAUGGAUAUCAGACAAAACACGUUUCUGUUAUGAUGGUUUGAAGAGACAGAGACUAAAUGACCCCAUGAUUCGUGGUAGUGAUGGGCGGUUUCAGCCUGUGAGCUGGCGGGAUGCUCUUGCUGUGGUGGCUGAGGUCAUUCAUAGUGUUAAGCCAGAGGAAAUUGUUGGAGUUGCUGGUAAAUUAAGUGAUGCAGAAUCUAUGAUGUCACUAAAAGAUUUCUUGAACAGGAUGGGAUCAAAUAAUGUGUGGUGUGAAGGAAAUGGUAAGAAUACAAAUGCAGAUUUGCGCUCAGGAUAUCUUUUAAAUAGCAGCAUCAGCGGAUUGGAAAAAGCUGAUUGUUUUCUUCUAGUUGGUACCCAGCCAAGGGUGGAAGCUGCUAUGGUUAAUGCAAGAAUCCGCAAAACGGUCAGAGCCACAGGAGCUAAGGUCGGCUAUAUCGGACCACCUGCAGAUUUCAACUAUGACCAUCAGCAUCUUGGCUCAGGCCCUGAAACCCUAGUUGAGAUAGCCGAGGGUCGCCACGCUUUCAGCUCAGCACUUUCGUCCGCCAAAAACCCUGCCAUCAUAGUAGGUGCCGGGAUCUUCGAACGUGAAGAUAAAGAUGCCAUUUUCUCUGUUCUUCAAUCACUCACUGCCAAACAUGCAAACCUAGUCAGACCGGACUGGAAUGGGAUCAAUGUUUUGCUCCUAAAUGCUGCCCAAGCUGCUGCUCUGGACCUUGGGCUCGUGCCUGAAUCUGACAACAGCAUUGAAUCGGCUAAGUUCUUGUAUUUAAUGGGUGCAGAUGAUGUGAACCUAGAUAAGCUUCCAAAGGAUGCAUUUGUGGUAUAUCAGGGGCACCACGGUGAUAAGGGUGUGUACAGGGCUAAUGUUAUACUUCCAGCAGCAGCAUUCAGCGAAAAGGAAGGGACGUAUGAGAACACAGAAGGGUGUGCUCAGCAAACUGUGCCAGCUGUCCCAACUGUUGGUGACGCUAGAGAAGAUUGGAAGAUAAUUAGGGCUCUUUCUGAGGUUUGUGGGGCCACGUUACCUUACGAUACUAUUAAUGGGGUCCGGUCACGUAUCCGAAAUGUUGCACCAAAUCUGGUACAUGUGGAUGAGAUAGAACAGGCUACAUUUUCUGUAUCAGUGAAACCUGAGGUGUCUAGCAAGGUUAGUGCAACACCAUUUGGUGUUACGAUUGAAAAUUUCUAUAUGACUGAUGCGAUUACAAGGGCGUCAAAGAUCAUGGCACAAUGUAGCACAGUGUUGAGGAAGUGAGUGGUGGUUGGGUUUCAAAUAAAGUUAGCUUCUCACUUUCGAGUGUUAAAGAUGCUGCUGCUGCUUCUGUAAUUCCAGUUUUGAAAUAUUCGAAAAAAAGUCGAGAAAACAGUUGUAUAAUUUUGAUGCAAGUGCCCAUAAGUAGAGUUUUAUGCUACUCAUAAAUGGCAGCUUGGACAUUAAUGGUUUGUACCUUUUGUAAUUUUAAGGAUCACCCUGCGUGGGACUUGAUACUGUUGAACCAGUGCUUGUUUUCGUGACUGUUGUCAAAAAACAAAUCAAGGUUUGGAGUGUCUGAAGCAGAUCUUCUUUACUCUUGAUGGUUGUACAAGAUUUUAUAUUUUUAUUAGAAAUAAAUGUUUGUAUUCAACUUU
Molecule: messenger RNA, 2704 nt
Organism: Erigeron canadensis
Lineage: Eukaryota; Viridiplantae; Streptophyta; Magnoliopsida; Asterales; Asteraceae
Product: NADH dehydrogenase [ubiquinone] iron-sulfur protein 1, mitochondrial
Exons: 4
Coding region: 93-2330 (745 amino acids)
Biological process (GO): ATP synthesis coupled electron transport
Cellular component (GO): membrane
Molecular function (GO): NADH dehydrogenase (ubiquinone) activity; iron-sulfur cluster binding
Source: RefSeq, a predicted model, not a curated record